AUUUUUAGAUUUACUAUUAUAUUUUUAGAUUUUAUAUAAUAUUUGUUUAUAUAUAUAAAAUAUCUUCUACAUAUGAUAUAAAAUUGGUAAAGAACGUAGUAUUUCGCAUACAUAUAAUAUUGACUAACUCUAGAAUUCAAGUUUUAUUUCUGUACUUUUAUUAUAAAAACAUAAAUUUGCAUAAACAUUGCCAAUGCAGUGAAUAAUCGUUCACCGAAAAAAUAGUUACAUGACUCGACAAAUUAUUCUUAAGUAACCACUUAAAGUAAUAAUUUUACGAUAACGCUGAUACAAAUUCGUUUCUUCGUUCUUAAAGUGAAAUAUUUCGUAUCUUAGAAAUUUUUACCUUGAAAAUAUAGAUUCAUGGCUCGAAUUAAUAUUCACGUUACAAAAAGUAAGUCUGAAAUAAUUAGUUAUUGCUGAAUGAUUUUAUGAAGUUCGCUGGAUCAAAGUAAAAGUCUCAAUAAGCAGUUACACGAACCGGUCGCGGUUAUCCUGCAAGCUGUAUUGCGUCUCAACGGUGUUUCACCUAGAAAUGAGUCAUUCCGGCUACUAGUUAGACUCGUUCGAUGUCUUCUUAAAGCGUUGAUUCAUCUGUCAUUUUUUAUAGAAUCAAAACAUAAAAUUAUAAAGAACAAUUGAGACAGUGAUAUUUUUACAAAAAUAUUCCUAAAGAAAAGACAGUUGAAUAUAUUUUUAGCCAUCGAUUAUACGUGCUUGUCUUUUUCAAACAUAAUUAUCGUAGUUCGAGUAUAUUUUUACAUACGUGAGUGUAUGAAUUAUAUAUUGAUCACGUAUCGAUCACGUAUUGACCACGUAUCAAAUGUUUGCAUUGACCAAUCAUUUUUGUAUAAAUAUCCUGCAAAUAUAAUACGCAUGGAGAUAAAUUUCAUUUCCAUAAGGUACUUCAUUUACUUUAAGGGAGUGUCUCUUCAAGUGUUCCAUGGUGCUGAAUGUCUCACGUAUAUAUGCGUUUGCCGAUCUGUGGUAAGGCGAAAGGCGGGUCCGCAAGAUGUCUGAGUAUUGCGAGUACAUGUGGGACACCACAAGAGGUCACAUGAGUCCUGCACUUGCACGGAGUAUUUAUGAGGAGGAGGCCAGAUUCGACAAAUGCGACAAGAAACUGGCCAUUAAAACCGUCCGAGCAAUAUUGCGUGAAAUGCCGGAUGUAGACUUGAAGCACUGCACGGAUGAAUAUAUUACACGUUUCCUGCUAGCCCGGAAAUAUCGCACGGAACAAGCUGCUGCCCUGAUAGCCGCUUAUCAGGCGCAAGUAGCGCAUCGACAGGAUAUCUUCGGCAAUCUAACCGCAAGAGAUCCAGCCUUGCAGCGGGCGCUGCGCGCUGGAAUACCCGGUGUACUUCCUGCACGUGAUAGGAAAGGGAGAUGCGUACUCGUUAUUUUAGCCUCGCAAUGGGACCCUAUUGCAGUACCAGCAUUAUCAGUUCAACGCGCUCUCUUUUUGGUUUUAGAAAUUCUCAUACAAGACCCAAGGAAUCAGCAAUCCGGUUUCGUGGCGGUGGUAGAUUGGAGCGGAUUCUCUUUACGACAGGGCGGUGCCCUGGGCGCAGCGGCACUGCGAAACCUAAUAGCUGCUCUUCGAGGACGAUUUCCGGCUAGAUUCAAAGCUAUACACUUCCUGUCGGCGCCGCUUUACGUUCAGGCCACAUUGGCCCUUGUGAAACCUUUUUUGGACGAGAAAACUCGGAACAAGAUCUACUUACAUGGAAAUAAUUUGAGCACCCUGCAUGAACACCUGCCCACUGACAUUUUGCCAGCGGAAUUAGGUGGCACAGGGCCAGCAUUUAACCCAGGACUAUGGGCCGAACCAGUUAUUCAUUCAGCGAUGAAAGAAGCUGAACUGGCUGCGAUAAAAAAAGAGAAGGAGCAAGCUGAGAACGUAGAUCAGUCUCGCGAUAAGAAAUUCGAGUCUAGAGACAUGGAGAAUCAUAAAAGAAACGAAGCAGACUCUAUAAAAUCGAACAAUGGUGUGAAUAAAGAGAACGGAAGGCGAUUCUUCAAUCCUUUCGGUAAUUCUACGAAGAAUCAGUCGCCGAAGAAACCUGGAGGAACAAAUGUAGAAUUGAAUCUAAUUAAUCGUACUAAUGGAUAUGCAGAAAGAAAAGAAGGUAGGAGAGAUAGUAGAACGAUAAAGGAAAACGAGGAUUCUUGCAGUAGAGGUAGAGAUAGAAUGUUAAGCAAUGGUAGCGCUGAUUACUUUGACGACAAAAGAGAACAAUACAAGGAUGUGCAGGAUAACUUGUUAGGAUCUCGAUCUGAAAGACGCUCGAAUGAAUAUGAGAUCUCAAAUAGACCAGAUAGCGACGACAGUAAGGAUAAUUCGUUAGAUAACAGAUCAGAGAAUGCCCUAAUUGAUACAAGUAAAAUUGAAACUGUCUCCGAAGAAACGAAUCUCAUAACGUAAUGUUAAUUUUCUCGACUUCUUAGGUUAAAACAAAUUAACGCAGUAGUACUUCCAUGAGAAGUGUUGACUUUCAAUUUUAAAUAUAAUGAAAUCAAAUACUGUCGCUAGGUUUAAGAUCGGUAGAAUGUAGUAAGUUCCGUGAAAUUUGUAUUCUCUGUAGGUUUUAAAAGAUAUAUUGUGAUACGAUAUACAUCAUUUUUAAUAAGUAUUUAUACAUUAAUGAGGCUUUUGUUCUUUAUACAUAUAUACGAUUCUGUUUCAACUAGAUCAAUGUUAUUUAAACAUUGAAUUUCUUAUCCUUUUUUAUCUUAUUUUAUUUUUAAUAUCUUUUAUCAUGAAAAGAAUGAAUUCGUUUCCAUACGAAUUUUCAUUAUUUCAUAGACAUAUUUACAUACUGCUACUACUAUUGUUCGUGACAAAAAUAAAAUGAACAUUGCACGAACAUUCUCUAUGUUCCUCUUUCUAUCGUAUGUGAAAAACAUAUUCAACAAUAUAGUGUUAUAACUUUCAAUGAGUACUUACAUUGUGAACUUAAGAUUAUGAUAUUUAUCAAUUUUUAUAGGCUAUUUAUCGCUGUCCACGAAAACACGAGCAUAGUUAACAAAAAUCUUUGCAUGUGUAUGAAAUUCAUACAACUAUCAGUCACAUUUUUUUAAAGAGUUUAUACGACAAGCAAUUCGUAUUAGGAUUGUAAAUAUGUAUUAAAUUAUUUAUUGAUAUCAAAUGUAUCAUGAAAUCGAAGAUCUCUCGUUUCGUAUGACAUUCUCGAGAAAUGCGAAUCCUGUACUUACAUAUUGUUAGGAUUAUGAGUGUGAUAAAAAUUGCGUCGUAGAUAGUUUUUUAGUUCUUCUAACUGUAUUUUUUAAUAAAACAGUAUUUUAAUAUUUGGA
Bombus huntii is the source of this 3315-nucleotide messenger RNA. Its product is annotated as clavesin-2-like. The record is from RefSeq and is a predicted model, not a curated record. Gene Ontology annotation, cellular component: membrane. The coding region runs from base 1013 to 2425 and encodes 470 amino acids. NCBI's taxonomy places the organism in Eukaryota, Metazoa, Arthropoda, Insecta, Hymenoptera, Apidae. The transcript has 6 exons. Gene Ontology annotation, molecular function: phosphatidylinositol bisphosphate binding.